AAUUUCAAAUAAAGGAUAAAAGUUCUGAAAGAAUUUUACAUUUUACAACAAUGGAUCAGAUAAAUAAAUGCUUGGAAGAAUUAAGAAUACAAUCUUCAGGACAGCAUAAUGAAAAACAAGAGAACUAUGUGGCUGGAAAAAUUAAUAAUGUUAUUAAAACAUUAGAUAUAGUAGUUGUAAAACCAUAUUCUUCUAAAUAUCUUUUAUAUUUUGGAAGUCCUUUGUUUUUGAGUAGUUUAAAUUAUUCAGAUUGUAAAUCAGACUACACAUUGUUAGGCUACAUAGAUGAUAUUUUUGGAUCUAUUGGAGAACCUAUGUAUUCUGUAAGUGUAAAAUGUGAUCUAACAAAGAUUUUGGAUGUUGAGGCUCCGGUAUAUUAUUUUCCUAAUAAUCCAAGUACAGCACAUAUGUAUGUGGAGUAUAUGCUAGAUGAAACUAUAAAUAAAGAAAAAUAUAAUAUUAGAAUGUUAUCACCAAUUUGAUGUAGAAGAUACUUUCUUUUUCAUUUUUUGUACUAUUACUUAUAUAUGUACAUUCUAUUGAAAUUUUUCAGUUAUAGAACUGUAUAGAACUUGUUUUAUAUAGAAAUUGUAGAAAUUUAAAACUAAAUUACCAUUAAAUGGUUUAUUUUUCUUAA
Osmia bicornis bicornis is the source of this 637-nucleotide messenger RNA. RefSeq lists its product as uncharacterized. Gene Ontology annotation, biological process: ribosome biogenesis; pseudouridine synthesis. The record is from RefSeq and is a predicted model, not a curated record. The coding region runs from base 51 to 482 and encodes 143 amino acids. The transcript is spliced from 2 exons. Lineage: Eukaryota; Metazoa; Arthropoda; Insecta; Hymenoptera; Megachilidae.